Messenger RNA from Ramularia collo-cygni, 2493 nucleotides. RefSeq lists its product as uncharacterized. Gene Ontology annotation, molecular function: protein binding. The coding region runs from base 1 to 2493 and encodes 830 amino acids. The record is from RefSeq and is a predicted model, not a curated record. The transcript has 2 exons. Lineage: Eukaryota; Fungi; Ascomycota; Dothideomycetes; Mycosphaerellales; Mycosphaerellaceae.
AUGUCGCAAGCGCCAGKUAGUUCAAGACUCAAGAACCACAUCAAUAAUACCUCCCAUUCCAACCCCAACAACAACAGCAUCCAUUCGCGGCGAGCGCCUCCCGGCAGCCUCGAUCUCAAUGGUCUGCCCACCAACUUCCCACCACCGCGCAUAAACGCAUACAUGGACUUGCCGUCACCGCGAGCGGGCGAAGUGCCGCCCGCACUUUCACCGCUGGAURCCUUUGCCAUGCAGUCGCGGUUGCUGGCCCGUCGUUUUGAGCAAGAGGCGCAGGAUGGGCGCAGGAUAAGUCGGCUGCCACCUGUGAUGGUGGCCAAGGAAAUGUCAAAUCGCCCAGGAUACUUCCGCAGCGCGAGCAAUGAGAGCAGGAUGAGCGAUUUGGCAGAGGGCGAGGGCGAGGACGGCGUGGGAGAACUCGCACAGCGCGGUCUUGAGACACGGCCAGCACAUGAUAAAACCCGCCCGGCCAGCCAAUAUCCCAUGAUUGAUCGCACGAGUGGAGUGCCAGAGACAGACGGUGAGAGUCAUCUGCCGCCCACACCCUUCUACGAUGCUGUGGAGCAGACCUCCUCGACCAAGAGUUCUCCCAGCUACUUUGGCAUGCCCCGAGCAUCAUCGCCUGAGCCUGUGGAUCCUAAAGUGGUAAACGUGCAGGCGCCCUCGCCCGGAGUGCCUAGCCUGACGGGCAGCGUCGACACCAUAUCUUCACAUCCACGCACGCGCACCAACGAUUCACAGCGAUCACAGCGGUCUGUCAACUCCGACCGUGGUGGUCUCGCUCCACCACAUUCGCCGCGUUAUCCAAAGUCGCCGCGGAGCUUUCAGAGCAUACGUUCAGUGCCACAUGAUAGUGGAGAUGAGGACGGACAGUCAUUGGGAGGAUCACAGCAUGUUUCAUCAGCACGAAAGUUCUCGGGCAGCAGCAACAUGUCCAGACCGCAAUCUCCAUUCUCACCCUGGCAGCAGCCGGCACACCGAUCACCUUCGAUGACAUCCGAGUACUCCAUGAGCGGUGGCUCUCAUCAUCCUCAGCGGCCGAGUGGUAACUAUAACAACUUUUCGCGGCCGAUGAGCGGCGCGAGCAGCAGACCUUCCCUCGAUGUAAGGCCUUCCAUGGACAGCCGAACUUCCUUCGAGGGACGGCCUGGGAUGCCUCAUCGGCAACCAUCAGGCGCGAGCAACAGCAGCGCAUAUCUCUCAUCCAAGUCCGCAUUAUCACGGAGUGGAUCUGGGGAUGAUGUAGAAACACCACACUCCGACGGUCUGCACACGCCCAAUGCAGGGAACUUUACAUUUCCCGGAGGUGCUACGCCGGGUGGAAAUUCGUCUGCUUCGUACAUCUAUGCAAAAUAUGCUCUACCACGCGGUAGACCUAUGGAGAGGGAUUCGACGGCGUUCAGAGAUUCUUGGAUACAGAAGCAGUUUGAAUGGGACAGACAACGCGAAAAGUCUUACCCUCAAAAUUCGCGUCACGAAAGAAAUCAGUCCGACACACAUCUGACCGAGCCCAAGGUAGUCCCUUCGACAUCAGGAUCAGACACGGCCCGGCCAGGUCGCGGAUUAGCACCAGCUUCUAGCGCUACACGCAGCCACUCAGCCGACCCUCGAGGGACAGAGCGGGCAAAAGCAGUACAUCGCGCGUCUCCCUCCGUUAAGACCGAGAGCACUGAUCGAACGAUUAAAGCUACACCCCUACAUCAGAAAUCUGCGUCGGUUGAACUCACUCCUGAAGAGCAUCUCGAGAUUGGCAUUGAGGCACAUGACUCGGGAGCGACCACAAAGUCAACAUAUCAUUUACGUCUUGCUGCGAUUGCCGGUCUCCCCACAGGCAUGCUUCUCUACGCUCUCGCAUGCAGACACGGGUGGGGCAUGAGACCCAACCAAGAGGAAGGUGUCAAAUGGCUACGAAAGGCGAUUGACAUUGCCGGGAAUGAUGUAGCCGAAGCGGACGAGAAGCUCACAGGUGCCAUCCGCAAGUCGCAAUUGAAGCUAAAUCCUGCGACAGACGCAGUCGAGCGGAAGAAGCGGAAAGCGCAGUAUGCCCUAGCCAUUUACGAGCUUGGGAACAGUUCGAUGAAUGGUUGGGGAUGUGCCAAGGAUAAGCCUCUUGCAGUGCGAUGUUACGAGAUUGCAGGUGCUUGGGGUGAUAUGGAUGCGCUUGCAGAGGCAGGCUUCUGCUACGCGCAAGGAGUUGGGUGUAAAAAGGAUCUCAAAAAGGCCGCUUCACUAUACAGGAAGGCUGCCGCUGGCGGAAUGUCCAUGGCUGGAAACAGCUGGAUUUACAAAGAUAAAUACAUGGAGGAGCCAGCGCCGGCGAAGGGUCAGCAGGAGAAGCAAAGGCCGGAUACUGCAGUCYCGAAGGAAUCGACAAAGAAGGGAGACGAGAAGCCCGCAGGACGAGCGCGGUCGAGAAGUAUUUGGAGGAAAGGCAAGGAUAAGGAGAAGGAUAAGGGGGCUCCCCCUCYUCUACCGCCGACAUCUAUUCCAUCCUGA